Molecule: messenger RNA, 723 nt
Organism: Racocetra persica
Lineage: Eukaryota; Fungi; Glomeromycota; Glomeromycetes; Diversisporales; Gigasporaceae
Source: the annotation of a GenBank genome assembly
AAGCAGGCAGUCGAUUUGAAUAGACUAGAGGCUGGUAGUUCAGGAGCUGGAAGAAGAAAAAGAGAUAACUUGAAUAAUUUAGGAGGAACGAUUAGCAUUGAAGAGUUGUCUUUUGAUGAGGCUUUAUAUGAUAUACGAAAUAAUUUAAAUCAAUCAGCAAUGGAUAUUACUGAGUUUGCAAAUCAGUUUGAUUCUAUAGUACCUUCAAUUAACUCGAAAUUGAGAGAUACUAUAGCUACUAAGCUUAAUGGAUCUGAUAUUACCAUCUUAAAUAAUUUCAUUAGCCCUAAACUAGAUGACCCUGAUUAUGGCAGAUCUGCGGUCUCUCAAAAAAUAGAUGAUUUUCUUACAGCACGUAUUAUAAGUUCAGUUAUGACAGCAUAUGGUGCUGUUAUAUGUAAUAAUGAUGUUCAAUACCAAUGUCAACAAUACCAAUGUAGUUGUAAUACCCCUAUUGGUAAAAACAAUAGUAUAAUUGCAGGUGGAUUUGGACCUAAUAAUGAUGGUAGAUAUGGUGGGUAUAGAGAUAAUCAUAUAGCCUUGAUUUCAAAAUGGAGAAAUGUAUCAGACUUUGGCGAUAAUUUUUUUGGUUGGGCAUUUAAUAAUGAUUCAUGUGAUGGUUAUGAAAGACAAAACUGUGGUAACAAUGGUGGCAGCGGUGGUGGUAAAAAUAAUGAUAAAAGGUCUACCAAAUAUUUAAUUUGUGAAGCAAAGGAAUGCUAA